AGUUGAGCAGUUGUGAGCUCCGCAGCCGAGCCAUUGGUGCGUAAUGGUGCACGACUGGACGGCAGAUGUUUCACCAGCGGGACACUCUGUCUCAGCACACUUUAUUUGAACCCUUCCAAGUUUUUUUUUCCUUCAGCGUAGGCGUGCGUUAACUCGGUGUCCUGCCUUUUUAAAAGUUAUCUAAGGAAGGAAGAGGAGAUAAAGCAAGAAAGAAAAAAAAGAAGUGGACUACUUCUUCCAAAAACCGUCCCGGUUUCUACCGGGGAGUUGUCGUCAUCAGCACCCCAGAUAUCCCCCCUCUCCAGCUCCCUAAAUGGAUGGGGCAGUCUUGGUCUAUGCAGUUCAACGCAGGCCAAAAGAUUGGAAACAACUUGUGAGUAUCCGUCAGUUUGGCGUGUAAGAGGGGAAACGCUCAGAAAUGCCCUGCUGCCUCGCUGGAGCUCAACUCUGAGGACUUUUUCUCCUGCAGUUUGUGCGUUUUUUUUCAGGAGGAAGGACUAAAAGUUUACAACAGAAAGGAAAACUUUGCGCUGAAGUGGCAGCUCUCUCUCUAUAAGCCCUCACUAUGAGUUGUAUGUAUUUAUUGAUGUGCUUUUCACUCAGUCAAGUAUUUUUGGAGCAUAUUUUGGCUGCAGAAACGCACGAAAAACUCUCUGGAAAGUUAAGUGAAUAUGGUCUUAUCGUGCCAUUCAGCACAGACUCCCGUGGCCGGUACAUUUCUCACGUGGUCUCUGCUGGAAGUGGAAGUAAAGGUGCUGCUGCUACUGAUGCCACCUCAGCCUUUGGCAACAGAAGAAGGGUGGCCCGCGGUGCCCCCGAGAUGCCCUCGGUCACCCCUGGCUCGGCUCAGCACUUGUUUUUCAAUGUCACUGUGUUUGGGAAGGAGCUGCACCUCCGCCUGAGGGCCAACAGGAGGCUGGUGGCCCCGCGGGCUUUUGUGGAAUGGCAAGAGGACUUUGAGGAAAAAGCCAAGGAAAGGAUCCACGGGGACUGUGUUUUCACCGGGGAUGUGAGCGACAUGCCGGAGGCCUCUGUGGCCAUCAGCAACUGUGAUGGACUGGCAGGCCUGAUCCGGACUGAUAAUGGGGAGUUUUUCAUUGAACCCCUCGAGAAGGGCCAGCAGGAUGUGGAAGUGAAGGGGCGUGUCCACGUGGUCUACCGCAGAUCAGCCAUCAAGCGGGAGACGGGCCAGCGGAGGGACGACCUUCACAACGAAGUGGCAGACAUCGGGAUCGCGGACCUCCCGGCGGCUCUGGAUCUCGUCGAACAUAAACUGUCUGAGUCUGAUCGCAAGAGGAGGCAUGCGAAGAAAGAUGACUACAACAUCGAGGUGCUGCUGGCUGUGGAUGACUCGGUGGUUCGCUUCCACGGCAAGGAGCACGUACAGAAUUAUGUUCUCACACUCAUGAACAUAGUUGAUGAAAUCUAUCACGAUGAAUCUCUGGGAACGAACAUCAACAUUGUCCUCGUGCGCAUGAUAAUGGUUGGGUACCGGCAGUCUAUCAGCCUGAUCGAGCGUGGCAACCCAUCUCGCAGCCUCGAGCAGGUGUGCCGAUGGGCCAACACGCAGCAGCGCCGCGACCCCGACCACGCCGAGUACCACGACCACGCCAUCUUCCUCACAAGGCAAGAUUUUGGUCCCGCAGGUAUGCAAGGUUAUGCUCCAGUGACAGGGAUGUGCCACCCACUGAGGAGCUGCACUCUGAACCAUGAGGAUGGCUUCUCCUCCGCCUUUGUGGUUGCUCACGAAACCGGCCACGUGUUAGGUAUGGAGCACGAUGGCCAGGGGAACCGCUGUGCUGAUGAGACCAGCAUGGGCAGCAUCAUGGCACCACUGGUCCAAGCAGCUUUCCAUCGUUAUCACUGGUCUCGCUGCAGCAAACAGGAGCUCAACAGAUACAUCCACUCCUAUGACUGCCUGCUGGAUGAUCCUUUUGAACAUAAGUGGCCCAAGCUUCCUGAGCUCCCUGGGAUAAACUAUUCAAUGGAUGAGCAGUGCCGCUUUGAUUUCGGCGUUGGUUAUAAAAUGUGCACAGCUUUUCGAACAUACGACCCUUGCAAGCAACUGUGGUGCAGCCACCCAGACAACCAGUACUUUUGCAAAACCAAAAAAGGUCCUCCAGUCGACGGGACUGAGUGCGCACCAGGAAAGUGGUGUUUCAAGGGACAUUGCAUCUGGAGAUCCAGCCAGGAGCCUCAGGGUCACGAUGGAAGUUGGGGCUCCUGGUCAAAGUUUGGCUCUUGCUCCAGAACGUGUGGAGGGGGAGUUCGCUCCCGCAGCAGGCAGUGCAACAAUCCCCCGCCUGCCUACGGUGGUCGAGAUUGCCCCGGCUCUGCUUUUGACUACCAGAUGUGCAACACCGAGGAGUGUGCCGGCCCUUACGAGGACUUCCGCGCUCAGCAGUGCGUCCAGAGAAGCAACAAAUACCACAAAAACAUCAAGCACACUUGGCUGCCGUACGAGCACCCAGAUGAGGCCCGUAAAUGUGAGCUGAGCUGCAAGUCGAAGGAGACAGGAGAGGUGGUGUUCAUGAACCAGGUGAUGCAUGAUGGGACGCGAUGCAGCUACUCAGACCCCUUCAGCAUCUGUGCUCGAGGAGAGUGUCUCCAUGUUGGCUGCGACAAGGAGGUGGGCUCGUACAAACAGGAGGACAAAUGUGGAGUGUGUGAGGGGGACAACUCCCACUGUCGCACUGUGAAGCUGACACUCACCAAGACGCCCAAAAAGAAUGGUAUGCUGAAAAUGUUCGACAUCCCCAUAGGAGCCCGUCACAUAGUCAUUGAAGAGAAUGAGACCUCCCCUCAUAUAAUUGCUGUGAAGAAUCAAGUUACUGGAAACUUCAUACUCAAUGCAAAAAGUGAAGAUGCUGAGUCAAAGACCUUCAUCGAAAAUGGCUUACAGUGGGAGUAUUCCAUCGACGCUGAGAAGGAGACUCUGAAAACAGCUGGUCCUCUGCAUGAAGGCAUCGUAGUUCUGGUCAUUCCUCAGGAAGAGGAGGCAAAAGUAAGCUUGACCUACAAGUAUAUCAUACACGAGGACCUUCUACCGCUUAUUACCAACAACAACGUGCUGCUGGCUGAACUGGACACGUAUGAGUGGGCACUGAAGAGCUGGUCUCAGUGCUCCAAGCCUUGUGGGGGAGGUAUACAGUACACAAAAUAUGGAUGCAGGAGGAAGAGCGACAGCCGUCUGGUGCAUCGUAACUUCUGCGAAACCAGCAAAAAGCCUAAGCCCAUCCGCAAACGCUGCAACAUCCAAGAGUGCAGCCAGCCCACGUGGGUGGUGGAGGAGUGGAGUCCCUGCAGUAAGACCUGCGGGAAGCUCGGCUACCAGAGCAGGGUGGUGCAGUGUAUGCAGCUGCUCCACAACGGCACCAACAGAGCCGUCCACAGCAAACACUGCACCGACAAUCGACCUGAGAUGAGGAGGACCUGUAACCACACCGUAUGCCCCGCCCAGUGGAGAACUGGGGCGUGGUCUCAGUGCUCGGUCACCUGUGGCGAAGGGAUUCAGCAGAGGCAGGUGGUCUGCAAGGCCAGCGACAACACCAUCGGAGAGUGUGAGGGUGAGAAGCCGGAGACAGUCCUUAUCUGCAAACUAAGUCAAUGUCCAGGUCAGCCAGCGUCUUCUCUCACCUCUCAAACAGUAGAAAAUUCUACAAUGAAAGACGAAGCUGUAUACCAAAGGGUUCCUGAAAACCCUGUCCAAAAAAUCUCCUCCAAUGAACCUUGUCUGGGAGAUAAAUCGAUUUUCUGCCAAAUGGAGGUCCUUGCCCGCUAUUGUUCCAUCCCUGGAUAUUAUAAGCUUUGUUGUGAGUCUUGUAACAAGAAAGAAAGCCUCACCACACAUGUUCCAGACUUCCACAACACCCCAGUGGCCUUCGCUGAAGCCGUUACCGCCACUGUUUCUCAUCCUGCCUCAUCCAAAACUCCUCCAGUCGCUACAACCCAGACCCCACCGCAAACCACUAAAGCCGUCAGUCGGUGGCUUCUCUCCGCUGCCCCGGCACCGACCACGGCCUCCGCUGCUCAAGCUUCACCAUCAACAGAUGCUGCUCAGCCCCAGCAUCCCACCGGCGACUACUUCCUCACCGCCGGGAAGAGAGAUCCGGGUGCAGGGCAUCUUCUACCUCCAGGGUCGACUCGGCCCACAGCAGACUCCAGUGGAGGUGCCUCUAAAGAGCACAGUCCAAACAGCACUUUAGGCCCAGUCACUGCCAGGUCAAGAAGGGACAAUUUAGGAUCCGAGAGGGACUCAAGUCACAGAACCCUGUCAGCUCAGAAAUGAACAGCGAGCAAUGUUGUGAACGAGCUGCUCAGUGAGACGUCUCAAACAUCAGCUCACACUCCGGUGCAGUAUCUGAUUCACUAUUGCUGCAGAUAAUGUCUUUUUUUUUUUUUUUUAACGAUAUUUUGUUGUUUCCAUGCCAGUGAACUUAGACCAGACCAGUGAUGGUUACCUCAUCAAAACUCCAGAGCGAUCUGCGUGUGCGGCGUCGCUCUGCCCUCUGUGCUUCAAAUACAAAACGGAAGUUUUAAAAAAAAAAAAAGUUGUCAAACCGAAGGUGCUGUAAACUAAAACGACUACAAGACGUGUUCAAAAUGUGAUGACUGCAUUGCUACAUUCAUGUUUUUAUCUGUGUACAGUUGUGUAACCUGUUUUUUUUCUUUCAAGUGCAUCAGAACUACUAUUGAACUUGUGAACAUGAGGAGAGGUCAAACGUUAUGGAGGUGCAUGUAACAGCUGUGGAUUCCUGAGUGUGCCAUUAGAAUAAUUACAGACCAACGUCCAGCUAGAGUCAGUUAUUAAGCUGCUAAAUUUGCUAAUUAAAUUAAAAUUGAAGCUGUGCAUUAAAAGGCUAGAAAAAGACAUCCAUCCCUUAAUUCAAAAGCAUUCAUUUUUGAGUUGCAAGAGUUACUGAACAAAGUCUUUUUGGUCACUGCUACUAUUUCUGCCUUUCUUUUAAUUUUCCAUUUCAUGAUAGCUCCAUUUUAAAGAUGACUGUCGCACGGAAAGAUGCAUUGUGAUGCCUCAAAAAGAUUUUACAUCCAACCAACAGAGGAGAACUUGGAAGUCUGGCUGUCAAGCUGGUGAUUUCUGACUAACACAAAACCAUCUAUCCACUCUUUAUUUUUUCUCAGGAAAAGGUACCAGAAUCAUCAUCACAUAAUAAUCUGUUGCUCUAAACCUAAAUCUAAAGGUUAAAAUGCAUUUGAAAGCAGCCAUGUUGGCAGAAUGUUGUAAUUUUACUUUUUUUUCAUGUUUUAGCCCAAAUUCAUUAAAUAACUGUUAGUUUUCAGCCUAAGCUCAUAUUUACUAUACUAAAAGAGGUUCUAUUCAUCAUCUCAUCUAACAGCAAGACAGCGAGAGAAAUGUCAAACUGCUCCUUUCAUGCUGCUUUAAUGAAUGCACUUGUAAUGGUUUUUUUAAAUUAUUUAUCAGGCUGCUAAUUAAUUCUAAUCAAGUACUUGUUAAGUCCAUAAUUACUCCAGUGGCACACUCCAGACUUCAUAGUCAUCACUCCUGGCAGGGAGCUUCGUGGCUUCUCUGUCCCCCGGUGCUCUUUUUCUUUCUUUUUUCUUUUCUUUUUUUUUUUUUUUUUUUUGCUGUUGUUUUCCAAAUCGAACAUACCGGUGAUUAUUCUCACUGAUGAAAAAAAAAGAUCAUGACUGUUUGCAAGCCGACACCACUGUAGCACGCCCUCCGUCUGUCUUCGUGGAAGUCAGUCCCUUGAUGCUUUAAGAACAAACAAAAAAAGAUUUCAGAAAAGUUACAUUAUGAUGUUUUUUUUGUAACUGAUACAUUUUUUCAGAUAAUAAUGUAUAUAGUGUAAAUUACAAGUUAUGAAAAAGUUGUACGUUGCAACUGGAAAACACAGGUGAUGCUGUAAGUCUCCAGACUCUGGUUGGUCAUACUGUUACACCGUUCCUGCAUUGCCGUUCAUAACGUCAUUAUGUUUAUUGUAUAGUUCUUGUAUAUACGUACGUGAAUGAAAGCUUUAAAUGUUAAUAUUUAUUGAAUUUUUAAGUGGUAUGGUGAACAAAGUAAAACACAUUUGAAAGAACGGACAUUCCUGUGGUUGCACUUUAUAUAUCGGGCUUUGAAAACUGUUGUAUUAGCUCUUCUAAGUGAGCGUCCCCAGAGUUCAGUCUGAAUUCAGAUUAACUGUAUUUGAAGUGAGAGGAGACAUAACUGGUGGAGUGUUUCAAACAACAUGGUACUCAAAAUAUUAUUCCUAAUGCAAAGGGUGGAAAUAAAUCAGACAAUAUAGGCAUGUUCAAGCACUUUAUUAACUCUGUCCGGUCAUGUGCAGGGAGUCAUGUAUCAAGAGACAAGUUAUGGCUCUUAACCAGUAAAUCUUAAUGAGUUUUGAGUAGCACAGUGUGACAUUAAUUCCUAUUAUAAGCCAGCUUCCUUUGGCCAGGCUGGCAUUGGUCUCCCCAAGCCGAGUGUCUCCUUGGGCUUUUGAUUCUUCACUUGUCAAAAGUGUUUUGCCGAACAGCCAGACCACCACGAUGCCUCCGUCUCCCCGGUGUUCCUCUGAGAGUGACGACAAGGUGCCGCUGUGGUGACGGUAUCUCAUAGAGUCAGUCAGCUCAGGCUGAGGUGUCUGCGGAGGUGUCUGGUGAAAUCCAACUGGACUUGGGGCAAAGCUUGAUUGACAAUGGACUUUGGGAGCCAGCCCUGAGAACAACAAUGAAUGGUGACUGUAAGUCUUAGUGAACAAAAGAGAGCGCAGGUUAGCAGUUCUGCUGACAUACGAUAAACAUUGACUGUUAACACGCAAAUGCAGUUCUUUAUAGAAAAGAUAGAUUCCAGAAAAUAGUCAUUUUACAAAAUAGUAUUACUGGAGGAUUCACUUGCAUUUUCUCAAGCUUUAAAUCUCAUGUCAGGUACUUUGGUUGGUUAUAAGUUUCUGUUUUUCAUUUGACAACAAUCUUUUCUUGCCAACAGAAAAGAAAACUUUUCCAAAAAAAGCUAUGAGAUGCAGUUAAAGCUAAUAGAGAAAAAACAUCCAAAAAAGCUUCUUAAUUUUAUACUCAAAAAACUGGAAUUAGCAUUUUAAAUACCUAUACUGUUCCUCCAACAUCCCUGACAUAUGCUCAUGUCUUUCUCCUUAUCUCAGUCGCCAGCAUACUUAGUUGUGAUAGCAUAUUCUUAUCCUGUAGCUGCCUCUUAUCUCAAAAAUGUGUCUUCCAUAUAGCAGUGAUUUAGUCUGUUAAUCCUGGGAGAAUAUGAACAGGUUGCUCUACGUUUAACAACAGCUUUUUUUAAAAAGGCAUUUUCCUGAUCUGAAAUUGCAAUUUUGCAGCGUCUGUCACAGACUGAAAUCUGCAGAUCAUUUUCAUACACCGCUUUACUGAAAUAGAGAAAAUCUGUUAUUUUUUUAAUGUUCCUUGCUUAUUGUACAUGGCAGAAAAUCUUCAUUCACCAGAUAUAAGAGGACAGAAGUGCUGGAGCUUAGAAACAGUAAUAAAAGACCUGCACCUGCUUACUGCCAUCUGUGCAAUAUUUAUUUAUUACACAAACAUGUUGGUUGGAAUAAAUAAGUAUUGCACAUGUUAGAAUGAUCCUAUUUAUACUGUAGACAUGAAUUUACCUUGACGUCUAUGUUAAGAAGCCAUGUGAAGCGGCUUUUUGUUGAAUCCUCGUCCAGAGCUCGUAUAAUGAUGCAGGUCGGUCCAUCCUCGGCUCUGUACACAUGCAAACAAACUCAUUAACUUUUGUAUUUAAUAAAGGUUUAUGAAUUAGGCGCUUAUCCAUAUUACAAAUUUCCUUACAAUCGGGUUUUUGUGUUGUUAGUGUGUAUUACAGGAAGUUGAAAUUGUCACCCUGCUGCUCCACCAUUUAGUCGGUGCUACAAUGUCAAGUACUGACAUGCAAUUUGGUGCCACACUGUACAUUCACAGUGCCCGCAACAUGAAAUCUAAUUCAUUUGGUGACUCCUUGACUUUUCACUGAAGCUGUAUUCAAAGUUCAACAUUUAAAUUUGUUCAUUGCUGUGGUUAAUUGUAAGCUAAUGUUUCCUCCAAUGUUACAGCGUUUCAGUAGCAUGCUAACACACAAACUUAUGACAGGUAAUAUGGUAAAUGUCACUAAAUUAGCAUUGUCACUGUGGAUGUGUUAGUACACGUUACUAUUCCGCCCAAACUACCGCUGAGUCAUGAAAACACUGACUCAACCCAGUAUCAGUUCGUUUAUAAAACGGUUUUCAAUUAUUGUUCUCUUCCUACAACCUUCACAUUCCUCAAAAUGCUCUUUUAUCUGUUUAAUAAGAAAGUUUUUAUCUUGCACACACUAGAUGCGACAGCAGACACUGACAUCAGCAGGUGCUGGUACGUUACCACAGAUUGUCAGGUCAAAUUAAAAUGUCACGGCAAAACCAAACAAUAGUUUCUUGUAGCUGUUGUUCUUCACCUUAUUGCCUGGACGACUGAGAUCAACUAUAUUCAGACAGUAUGUAUUGUGAGAGAAAGUUCAGUGAUGCUACUGAAUAUGUUUUAACACAUGAUGAUUAAUGACUAGUGUUCUGCGGAUGUACCUCACAAAGCCUGCCUGAGGUGGGAAUGACUCUAGCUGAAUCGCUGCUCCUCCGAGAUAAACGGUGGACUUUUGUUUGCAACUGUGUCUGACACUCAGGAAAUCCCUUUGGCCAAUCACGCUGCCUGCUGUCUCAGCUAAAACCUCAUGAGUGACAAUCGUUUCUGGUCCAACAUGUUUUAGAACCUGCAACACAAAAGACAUUAACUUGUCACACUUCUUUUGCACAACCUGAUCUACAGGAUUGAAUUGCAACUUCAUGUCUUUGUAGCAUGGCAUCAGUUAUAAAUAAAAAUGUGCAGCCACCAAGAAAAGACUAGAAGAGUAGUAACUUUUUAAACUCUGGCUUAUGCUGUACUGUCUAAUCUGUGGUAUUUGUAGAGGCUAUUGUUUCACAGCUCAUGAGACAUCCAAUUAUCACCGGUAGCCUCUUGUAAGUUGUUGAAAGGUCAGCAGCUCACUUUGAUUUGCUGUACACAUGGGUUCCACUGAUGCAUCUCCUCAACUCUGACAAACAGGAGGUCAUAGAGUUCUUCCACACUGGCUUCCAGGACGGCCUCGAGCUUGAACACCUUCCUGGCCCCCGGCAUCACUUUGCUACAGAUCACAUCGCCGUUGCUCUAAGAAAAAGAAAGAAAGAAAGAGAAACACAAAGGUUAUUUAGCACAAUGGUUCCUUCCAUUCAGUCUAUUACAGAGUGUGGGUAUUGAAGACAUAAGAACUCUGUUCAGAGGAGCACACAGGAAUCAGUCAGACGUUACCGCUGCGAUCUCAAACUUCCAUCCUUCUUUGUCCUCCAACAUGCUGAGAGCUUUGCUCAUUGCACCUCGACCUUGUUGCACAUAGAACAGCUCAUCUUCUGUGGCUGGUGCAGGCUUUGUACGUUCUGGUUUGGCCUCUAAAAAAGACUCUUGUUAGUAAUAUUACUAAGAAGGACAAUCUAAAUAUUGCAUUGAAGCUAUAAAAGGAUUUUUUCAAUUUUACCAUUAAAAUGUAAACCGGCUUGUGGUCUCUUGUGAUGUUGGCUUUGUCCCCAUCGCUGCAGGUCCGUGAUCUCCAGACCUAUUACUGCCAAAGCUGUGCGUUGAAGUCCUGCCGGGUUUAAGGAAGAGAAAAAAAAAAAAUCAGGAAUCGUAGCCAGGAUGACGCAUUUGCAUAAAAAAGGGUAAAAAAGGAAAAGUCAAAUUGUUGAGAGCGUUUACCUGUCAUGCUUCUUAGAUGAGGGUAAGAGAUUCCACAGCACAGCUUUACAACGGCAGGCAGCAUGUUGUCUGUCUUUGGAAAUGACAGCAAAGCAACAGAGUGUGGAUGUGGUCUUUAUAUGGUUUAUGAAGGACACUCCAAUGAGAUAAGGCCAAGAGUGGAAGAUAGGACCUGCUCUGAAUUCUGUCAUGAAGGCCAGACUUGACAAGAAUUUUAUUAACUAAAACAUAGCUUUGGACACAAGGCAGCAAAGAAAUUCAACAGUGAGACCUUGCAGCAAUCAUGAACUACAGCCUGAUUAUUCUGUGUUUUCAUGCACAGUCAAAAUUGCAAUUUUAAAAUGUAAAAUAUGUGCAGAUUAGAGUUUCCAAAUUGUAGCAGCACAGAAUGAAACAGUUGUACUUUAGAUAUGUAAUAAAGAAAACAGCAAAGUGCAACCAGCAUGACUGAAACUGUCAAAUAUAUAUAUAUUUUGGGAUAGUUAUGUAAUUCCUGAAUGACUGUAAAUUAAAUACUAUGAAGCAAUUAAUGGUUAACAAUUGGGGACCAAAAGUUGAUGUUUGUAAUUUAUCCUAUGUGAUGCAUGAUAGCUGAGAAUUUGUAACUAAGAAUGCAUUAUCACACGAUUACUUUACAAGUCUUGUUUAUGAAGCAGCAAUAUUAAAAACACCUGCCUUAUUUUUGUGUAGGUCCAUUUUAUACCACCAAAACAGCUUUGAUCCAUAUGUGCGAUGGACAUGGUGCCUCAUGGGGUGUCCUUGAGGCAUAAUAAUAAGGAAUUAUAGUAGUCCAACUGAGUUUCAAAUGCAUGAACAAGUUUUUUAAACACAUCUCUGAGACAGGAUGUUCCUAAUUUUGACAAUGUUGCACAGGUGUAAUGCGACUAUCCUAAAGACGUGUUUUAUGUAUCAGUGAAAUGACGUAUCAUUGAUAAAAAUAACUCAGGUUCUUCACUGUAGUACUUGAGGCCAAGGUGAUGCUCUCCUGAGACUGUACAUAUAGUAACUACUGUCUGUUCUUCACCAGUCAAAGCUUUAGGAGAGAGUGGCAAACAGAAAACCACUGUAAAAAUGAAAAACAAAUAUAAACUCAUGAUAAUAUUUGGCUAGAGUUGCUAGAAGAUUUGUGGGAGGCUGAAGUUAAUUGAAAGAAAGUUAUUUGGUCUGAUGAAAUGUUUGAUGGCAUGAUCAGACUAGAUGCUAUGUUUGGCAGAGUUCUGCAGAGUCCUGGUUCCAGAACAUGAUGAUAGAAUUACAGACAAACUUUAACAAAAGCUGCCUGAGAGUUUACAGGUUUUUAUGUUAGAUUUCUUCAGUAAUUUAAUGAGAGUUAUCAGCAAAAAUCAAGUGUUCAUUUGAUGAACUUCAUUUCCUAAAACAUCCAGAAUUGGAGCUCAUAUCUUUGGCAGCUGUAAAGUUUCUGCUCCUUCAAAGUUCACAACACAAUGAAUGAAUUCCUAAAACACUCUCAAUGCUGGAGAGCGUUUGUGAUGCUGAAGCAGUGACCAGUUUUUCUGUUUCUUCUCUGGAGAUGCACAAUGAGGGACGUCUGCAGAGACUGAGAAAGAGUCUCACCACAUCCUGACAUGAGGAAAAAGACUUUAUUGAAGACUACAAUGAGAAAAACUAUCAGACAGCAGAUGGCUGCAUUCAAGUCUGUAGCUGCUGAAUUCAUGUAUGAAUCAUCUGGCACUAGAGAGGAAGACCAUCAAACAUCCAUGUCAGCUGAUGGAGGUCCAAGAGUCUCACCCAACAAACAACCUACAGAGUGAAGACCUCCAAUCUGAUUGGACGGCCUCCUAUUCAGCCACAUGUGUGAACAAAUGCCUCUAAGUUGAUUUGUUUUCUAAAAUAAAUCUAGUUUGAGUCCUAA
Amphiprion ocellaris (clown anemonefish) is the source of this 11617-nucleotide messenger RNA. RefSeq names its product A disintegrin and metalloproteinase with thrombospondin motifs 14. Gene Ontology annotation, molecular function: metalloendopeptidase activity. Bases 566 to 4288 code for a protein of 1240 amino acids. NCBI's taxonomy places the organism in Eukaryota, Metazoa, Chordata, Actinopteri, Pomacentridae. Gene Ontology annotation, biological process: proteolysis; extracellular matrix organization. The record is from RefSeq and is a predicted model, not a curated record. The transcript is spliced from 23 exons. Gene Ontology annotation, cellular component: extracellular matrix.